Molecule: messenger RNA, 1592 nt
Organism: Botrytis cinerea B05.10
Lineage: Eukaryota; Fungi; Ascomycota; Leotiomycetes; Helotiales; Sclerotiniaceae
Exons: 3
Coding region: 90-1319 (409 amino acids)
Biological process (GO): retrograde transport, endosome to Golgi
Cellular component (GO): cytoplasm; late endosome
Molecular function (GO): oxidoreductase activity
Source: RefSeq, a predicted model, not a curated record
GACUUCCAAAAACACAUCUCUUCAUAACUUCUUCGUUGCCUUGGCAAGAACUUGGAAUCCUUUCAUCAUCAUUCUUUCAAACUCUCAAGAUGGGUGACAUUGGUCAAGAUGCCAAGAACAUUGUUAUCAUAGGCGGUGGUAUUAUUGGCGUUUCUACAGCUUACUGGCUAACUCAACACCGGCUGUACGAUCCAUCGAUUCAUAGCAUUGCAAUUCUAGAAGCUGCAGAAAUAGCCGGGGGAUCUUCUGGAAAAGCUGGAGGCUUAUUAGCAUCAUGGGCAACACCUUCUUGUCUCGCUCCUCUUAGUUUCAAACUACACACCGAACUCGCUGAAAAGUAUAAGGGGAGUUUAUGUUGGGGUUAUCGCCGUGUUCACUGUGCUGAUGCGGCCUUUGAUACACGGAGCAAUACUUCAGCGAAUGAAAGUAUCGAUCGCUUUGAAAUAUUGAAAUGGAUCAAUAGGUCUGGCGUCAAAGAAUUCUCCGAGAUUGGCAAACCAGACAACACGGCUCAAGUUCAUCCAGAAUCCCUCACCAACUAUCUUUUGAUCCUCGCCCAGGCUAAAGGUGUAAAGGUUAUCAUAGCACCUGCUACAUCGAUUAAUUACUCGUCGAACAACAAAGCAGUCCGUUCCGUCGAGUAUAGUGAGCAUGGAAUUAAGAGGCAAAUUCGUGCAACUGAAAUAAUCAUCGCAGCUGGUCCCUGGUCAUCUAAAUUGCUUCCCCGUAUUCCAGUAUAUGGCGUUAGGAGCCAUAGUAUCUUGAUGAGGCCUUCAAAAUCACUAAGUCCUUACGUUUUGUUCCCAGUCUUUGACCCGCCAAUCUCGAAGAAAUCCCCAGAGUAUAAGGAGAAAGACUCAAUGCAAUGGAAGGACAAGGAAACCAUCAUAGAUAAUAUAGAGAUUUACCCUCGUCCCGGCCCACCAUUUGACGCCGAAGAGAUUGUUUACAUUUGUGGCCCCAGCGACUAUCCACCACUACCAGAAAGCACAAAUGAAGUUCUAGUGGACUCAAAUAUGAUUGCGGGCAUACGAAACGCAGCAUCGACAAUUUCCCCAGAAAUUAAAAACGGUGAAUUCGUGCUAGGCCAAGCAUGCUUCAGGCCCCAAAUUCAAAAACAUGCAGAGGGAGAAGCGGUAGGCCCAAUCGUGGGAGGUGCCCCAGGUGUAACAGGACUAUGGGUAGCGACUGGACACGAUGAGUGGGGAGUGCAAAAUUCCCAAGGAACUGGAAAGAUUCUUGCUGGAAUGGUGAUGAGGGAUGAGCUCGAAGGUGUGGAUGUAAAGGCUCUUGAUCCUUGCAAUUUCUUUGGGGAGUAAACAUGGGGUAUUGCUUAAAAUUAGGUCCAAGUACGUGCUUGAAGGAUUUCGUGUGGUAUUUGAGUGCUUUCAUUACGCGGUUUUGUUCGGGUGAUGUGUACUCACUUGGACCAUUGGGUGGUAUUUUAUAUUGAGUUGAUGUCUACCACAAGUUUCAAGAACGUUACGUUUAACAUUCAAACAGAAUUCGAAUAUUAGAAAGCUGUACAUAUAUAGCCAAUCGUUUGAGUCCUCACAAGGUGUGGACAACGCCCUACUAUCUGUUGACUGCCA